AUGUAUUUUUCAAAUAAUUCAAGUUUAUUCAUUAAUAUCAACAGUUUUUGUGAUUUCUCACAACUCAUAAUCACUUAUUAUUCGGCUCCAUUUUCUUCUAAUUAUCAAAAACAUGUCUUUUCAGUUAGUGCUACAUAUUUCGAACUGGGUACAGUGCAUGCGCGUUAUUAUAACGGUCCAAAAGGAACCGUUAUUUGUCGAGUUGUAGAAAGUUGUCCUGGAUGUUCUUUUGGUGAUUUGGACUUAUCUCCUGCCGCUUUCGAAAGAAUUGCCAACCUAGAACUUGGUAGAGCGAUUAAUUGGGAUUUUAUUAAUUGA
Molecule: messenger RNA, 318 nt
Organism: Funneliformis caledonium
Lineage: Eukaryota; Fungi; Glomeromycota; Glomeromycetes; Glomerales; Glomeraceae
Source: the annotation of a GenBank genome assembly